GGAAAUGGGUCGUGGUGGCCGGGUCAAAUUAUAGGUCAGGAAGAACUGGUAGAGAGUAGCACGGCCUCACUCAGAGAAGGGACUCCAGUUAAGCUCAUAGGAAGAGAAGAUGCAAGUGUGGACUGGUAUAACCUUGAGACAUCUAAACAGGUCAAGGCUUUUCGUUGUGGGGAGUACAAUAAGUGUAUUGAGAAAGCUAAGGCUGUUGCAGCUACUAAUGCCAAAAAGGUAGUUAAACAUACUCGAAGAGAAGAUGCCAUUCUUCGUGCUCUUGAACUUGAAACUGCCUCUCUAACAAAAAAUGAAGAAAAUAUAGGCAAGGAAAGUAAUGGUUCUGAAGGGUGUUCAACUUCAGAUCCAGAACUGUCUGAGCCAAACACUGUUAGUGCUCCUGAAGAACAGCUCAUACAGGGGGGCAGUCAACAAAAUGGAACCUUGUUGAGUGAUUCAGAUGGUGGUGGUGGUGGUGGUGGGAUCGCAGAAGGAGCUAAACGCAUGAGAGGUCUUAAUGACCUGGGGACUGGGGUGGUCCAAUUAUUAAAAAGGAAAAGAUCUCAAGUGGCACAUGUUCGCGAAUUUCUGAAAAAGAAAAGCCGUCGUCGGCGCCGCUUGAUGAAGGUUCUAGAGAGUACAGCCAUGGUGACCAUUCCUGUUGUUUGUGAAGGCGGCGUUCCCAGUCCAAAUGGACCAGAUUGCAAGGUGAUGGAGAAAGCUAGUCCAAGCAUUCCGGAGUUGCCUGAAAAUGGUGGUGUACAGACUAGCUUGUUUGACGUUCCAUUUAUCGCAGGAGAGAAAAAGUCUCCAGGCUUGUCUCCAGUUGUAUCAUUAGCAUCUCAGAAAGCUGAAAUUGGUGUAGGAGAAAAAGGUAGUCAAAGCAGUGAAGUUGAAACAAUAUCAUUAGGGAUCAAUAAUGGUGAGCUCAUCGAGUCGGGAUCUAAGAGUUUGACUAAUUUGGAGGUCAGUGAUGUUAGCGAAGGGAUAGAGAAAGGGACUUCAAAGUGGCAGUCAAAACGAAAGAGAAACUCCAGGCACAUACGGCAAACUAAAAUAUGUGAUUUGGGGAAAAGAACAGGUGUAAAUGGCAAAUCUCUCGCAUGCUCAAAAGCAUUUUAUACCAAUUGCAAGUCAAAAACAGUUGAAGAAUUUCAGAUGGACAAGUUUCAAGGUUGGGGCUGGAACAUCUCACAUGCAAAGGAACCAAAAGCUGAGGUGUCGAAUCCUCACAGAUUACGGCCUUAUCGCCAGUCCCGCUUUACGGUGAACCCUAAGUACGACUCAUCAGAUUUCUCUUUUCUAAACCACAAGACCAAGUUGUCUCCACUGUAUGAUGUCAACCUGGAAGUGAAAUCCAGCUAUGGCCGACCUCAGCAGGUUCCUUAUGUGUCUUUAACAAGCAAAAUAAAUGGCAACCGCCCAAUCACCGGUCACCCGCUCACAGUUGAGGUAUUAGAUGACGGCUCCUGUGCUCAACUACUGCUAAUGAGUGCUUCUGAUUGCUGUGAUGAUUUAGUUGUGAAUUUAUCCAAACGGAACUCUUGUAGUAAGAAAUUGAAGUCAAAGAAUAGUGAUCUACUGUCUUCAAAGAAGAUGAGGAAAUUGUCUUCAUUAACCGGUUCUCGCAAGCAGAGUCCAGACAAGACAAAAGCGAAGCUUGUGGGGCCCGCAGUAGCUUGGGUCCCGCUGAAAGUGGUGUUCAGUAGGAUCAAUGAAGCAUUAACUAGUAUUUCAUCUCAUGGAACCAGCAAUGGUUGACUCUUCUUUUUUAUUUGUUCAAAUGAAGAUUGGUUUCUGCCCUGAAGGUAUAAAUUCUCUGAAAAAUAGUUGGAUAUGGGCACUAUGCAUAACUGUGUAACUUUAUUGCAGAUGUAAAGAAUGAUGCUCUCAGUAGUAGAUAGGAAGUUUCGGGUUUAGUCUCUAUUACUUCCAGACUAGAUGUAUCCAAGUAAAAUAAGGAAAAGAAGAGAGAAAAUGGUGAUCCAACCUUGGCUGGUUAAAUGUAAAGAAUUUUCUGUUACUCUUAACAUUUGGCUGCUAACGAGUUUUGGACAAGGAUAUAUUCCUUCCUGGACUGUGAAACUUCAAAGUUCGUUGUUUUGUUAGGAAUGUAAAGUGCCAUUUUUUUUGUGUAUUUGGCAUUACUGGGUAACUAAGUAUUCAUUGCUCAUACUGUAUCGUCUGUAUGUCUGCAUAAACAUUGUGAUUUUCUGAAUCACCCCUCACCUGGUUGCUUUGGUUUCACAUGUUGAGUGAUGAGUGGCAGACUGGCAGACUCACCACUUUGGCUAGAUUUGAUGUCUUUUAUGAGUUUUAUCAGCUU
This is a messenger RNA of Cuscuta europaea, 2317 nucleotides long. NCBI's taxonomy places the organism in Eukaryota, Viridiplantae, Streptophyta, Magnoliopsida, Solanales, Convolvulaceae. The record is from the annotation of a GenBank genome assembly.